Molecule: messenger RNA, 1502 nt
Organism: Manihot esculenta (cassava)
Lineage: Eukaryota; Viridiplantae; Streptophyta; Magnoliopsida; Malpighiales; Euphorbiaceae
Product: probable ribose-5-phosphate isomerase 2
Exons: 1
Coding region: 373-1188 (271 amino acids)
Biological process (GO): pentose-phosphate shunt, non-oxidative branch
Molecular function (GO): ribose-5-phosphate isomerase activity
Source: RefSeq, a predicted model, not a curated record
ACAAGAUAGGAUUUUCCUCUCUUCGAGGAAAGUCUCACUAAACACGCCUUUUUUUCCCAUCACACAUCUAUUUCUUAAUUAUCUCUUUAAUUCAACCCUUCUUCCUCCUCCGCUAUAUAUACUCUCUUCCAUGAAUCCAACUUCUUCGUCCCUCCCUGCAGCCUCCGCCACCUUCAAGUCUUCAACCCUGAUUUUAUCAUCUGGGUUCCUCCUUCCUCUUCACCUUUCUUCCAAAUCUCUUUCCUUUUUCAUCUAGAUUUUAUCUGCUCUGGAAAUGGUUCUGCUUUAGAUUUUGAUUAAUUUUAACCAAAUUCUUUUCAACUGAAUUAACCCAUUUAUUGUAAUUUUUUUUGGGGUUCCCAUUUUCAAGAAAUGGCCAUUCCUUAUCCUCAUUUCAAUUUUCGUGCCUCUGAAUCCGUGGAGACAGGCUUGUCCCCUCUGUCUCCGUCCCCAGUAAUACUAACCCAAGAUGAACUCAAGAAAAUCGCUGCCUACAAAGCCGUCGAGUAUGUUGAAUCCGGCAUGGUUAUUGGCCUCGGCACUGGCUCCACCGCUAAGCAUGCUGUGGACCGAAUUGGUGAGCUUUUGCGUCAAGGCAAGCUCAAGAACAUUAUCGGCAUACCCACCUCAAAAAAGACCCACGAACAAGCUCUUUCUUUGGGAAUCCCUUUGUCAGACCUUGACUCCUAUCCAAAUAUCGAUCUUGCAAUUGAUGGGGCCGACGAGGUUGAUCCCCAUCUCAAUUUAGUGAAAGGCCGAGGUGGGUCCUUGUUGAGAGAGAAAAUGAUAGAGGGUGCUUGCAAGAAGUUCGUUGUAAUUGUCGAUGAGACUAAAAUGGUGAAAUAUAUUGGGGGUAGUGGGUUAGCUAUGCCUGUUGAAAUUGUGCCAUUUUGUUGGAAAUUCACUGCCAAGAGGUUGCAGGAGUUGUUUGGAUACGCAGGUUGUGUGGCCAAGCUGAGGACCAAGGGUUCUAAUGGCAAGGAGAGUGGUGGGGAGCCUUUUGUUACUGAUAAUGGGAAUUAUAUUGUGGAUUUGUACUUCAAGAGAGAUAUGGGGGACUUGAAAGCUGCGAGUGAUGCAAUUCUGAGGCUAGCAGGUGUUGUUGAGCAUGGCAUGUUUCUUGAUAUGGCAACUACAGUCAUUGUUGCAGGGGAACUUGGGGUCACUAUCAAGAAUAAGCAUACGUAGUUCUUGGAAUGGAAAUGAGGUAGUUUCGUUGGAUUGAAAUAUUUAGGCAUUAGUUUAACAUUUCUAAUGAUUUCUGAUUAAAAAUUGGGGAAAUUAAUGGUGAUCAUAUUUUAAGAGGGAAGGGAAUAUUUUAGUUUCCUAGCAAAAUUAUUUAUGAGGAGACUCCUCAAAUUUUGGUAUUAUGUAUCGAGGUGAAAGUCUGAAUUUACUAGAGAAAGUCAGUUUUGGCUUUCGUGGCUGGUUAGUGUCAUAUUUAUGUCAGCUGCAGCUGGUUGACAAUUUAUUCAAUAUAAACUUGCUUCAUUGUUACUUAA